Pogonomyrmex barbatus (red harvester ant) is the source of this 4637-nucleotide messenger RNA. It is a transcript of the gene Tbc1d8-9, whose product is annotated as TBC1 domain family member 8/9. NCBI's taxonomy places the organism in Eukaryota, Metazoa, Arthropoda, Insecta, Hymenoptera, Formicidae. The record is from RefSeq and is a predicted model, not a curated record. Gene Ontology annotation, molecular function: calcium ion binding.
GCCGUCGCCGCCGCCGCUGCUGCUGCUGUCGCCGUUCUGUCAGUGCCAUAUGUACCUCGCGCGGCGUGCACGGUGGUCGAGAUGUGGGUGAAGCCACAGGAGGUGCUGCUCGCCAACGCGUUCUGGAUUACUGAGCAGGCGACUGUAUAUUUUGUUUUGCAACGUCGCAAAGGACAUGGAAAAACGAAAGGGCUUACUUCUAUAUUGGUGGGCACAUUGGACAGCGUUUUCGACACUAAACCACCGCCCUUUAGAAUUCUUCAUCAGACACCGUCGUCGGAAGUUUAUUGGGAGGUGGCGUGUUCCUUGACUCGUGAAGAGAUCUUACAGGAUUGGGAAUGGCUCCAUUCAAAUUUAAUGACUACGCUCACAUCGUUCGAUACUGAGGAAGAGAUAACGGAAUUCGUUUGUUGCAAAAUUCAGUCUAUAAUAGCAAAUAGCAUCCCGGAUUCUCAAUUUGCAGAUGAAGAAGAUCCAGAAUCUUUUAAAACUGUGUCUUUUAAGUUUCACCAAUUAUUCAAUAUACCCAAAGAGGACAAAUUGGUCAAUUAUUAUUCUUGCAGCUAUUGGAAAUCUCGAUUACCUAGACAAGGAUGGCUCUACUUAUCUGUCAAUCAUAUGUGUUUUUAUGCUUAUAUACUGGCAAGAGAGACCAAAUUGAUUGUAAGAUGGACAGAUAUCACGGAAUUGAACAAAACUAAUUCCCUUCUAGUUCCAGACAGUAUACGUAUCGUGACACGUGACAAUAAAGAGCAUUAUUUUUCUAUGUUUUUACAUAAAUCAGAAACAUAUUCAUUAAUGGAGCAACUGACCAAUAUUGCUAUGAAAAGACUUAUCGAUGAAAAAAGUGGAUUUAAUGAGGAUAGAGAUUUACUGAAUAAAUUAAGCAAAAAUGUGCCUAAGAAGCCAUCAUUCUUGAAGAGGGAUCUGGAUGCACGAGCACACUCGGAAGCAUAUAGACUUCAAUUUAGAUUGCCAGGAACCGAGAAAUUAGAUGGUAGUAUCGAUGCAACUUUAUGGACACCAUAUAACAAGAGAUAUGUCUGGGGAAAGAUAUACUUAUCUCAAAAUUAUCUUUGUUUUGAAAGUAGGGUAAGACGACAAGUGAGUUUAGUCAUACCUUUGAGAGAAGUAACACUUGUUGAAUCAGCAGAAAAUCAAUCCAACACAGGAGCAGAUAAGUCAAUAUUAGUUACAACAACGCGGGCAUCGUUUCUAUUCGCUCAAAUACACGACAGAGAUUUCGUGGUUCAGAAAAUCUCCGAGCUCUUAGCAAAGUCUAAGCUUAAUUAUAUAACUAAAGAUAACAUAUGUUCGCCGAAUUCCUCAAAUAACAUCAGCAAUUGCGAAGAAGCGAAACUUACAGAACAAUGGAAGCCUCAGCCACCAUUGAUGGUGCUUUUUAAGGCUCCAUUGACUCCUGAAGCAGCAUUAAAGCAAGAAGCUAAAGAGAAGCAAUGGGAACUCCACUUUGCGGAAUACGGAAGAGGAAUUACAAUGUACAGAACUACGGAAACUGCGAAGCUCGUUAUUCAAGGAAUCCCGCAAUCCCUCAGAGGAGAAGUUUGGCUCACCUUUUCUGGUGCCUUAAAUGAGAAGGCAAUGAAUCCAGACUUAUAUAAAUCAUUAGUCGAACAAUCUCUUGGUAAAUCGUGUCAAGCAAACGAGGAAAUCGAAAGAGAUUUGCAUAGAUCGUUACCGGAGCAUCCAGCUUUCCAGUCUGAUACUGGAAUUAGUGCUCUGCGAAGAGUGCUAUCUGCUUAUGCAUGGCGAAAUCCUCAGAUUGGUUAUUGUCAGGCGAUGAAUAUAGUAGCUUCCGUUCUUCUAAUUUACUGCUCUGAGGAAUCAGCGUUCUGGCAGUUAUGUAAUGUUUGUGAAUCAUUACUGCCCGAUUACUAUGAUCGGAGAGUAGUCGGUGCUCUUGUUGACCAAGGUCUUUUAGAAGAACUGGCUGCCGAACAUUUGCCAGUUUUACAUGCCAAAUUACAAGAACUUGGUUUAAUUAAAGUUAUCUCGUUAUCUUGGUUUUUAACUAUAUUUUUGAGCGUCAUGCCAACCAGCAGUGCUGUGAAUAUUAUGGACUGUUUCUUCUACGAUGGGGCAAAAGUUAUUUUUCAGAUAGCAUUGACAGUGUUGGAAUGGAAUCAAGAUAAGUUACUCAAUUGUCGCGAUGAUGGAGAAGCUAUGCAAUUGCUAACAGAUUAUCUUGGUGGCGUUUAUAACGAUGAAGGUCCAAUAUUUCCUAGACCAGUUGAUAGCACAUCCCCUAAUAAGAGUAUAUCUGUUCAAACCUUAAUCUAUGAGGCGUACUUGAGGUAUGGAUCUUUGACAAUUGGUUGGAUAGAAAGAUUGCGUCUAAAGCACAGACUGAGGGUAGUUCAAAGUCUCGAGGAUGGAAUUGAGAAGAAUGUAAUCAGAAGCGUAGUCGUUGAUAAAUAUAUGAAAAUAGAGGAAUUGCAGGAACUAUUAAGCUUAGUAAGAGAGGAAUUAAUGAGUCAACGAAAAUCCGAACCCGACCGCUAUGAUCCAACCCAACCACCAUAUGAAGCGUAUAAAGUAGAUUUUGAUUUAUUCAGAAUAUUAUUCGGUGGUCUGUCUCCAUGGGGAAAAUGCACUCAGGCUGAAUCUCUUUCCGCUCGAUUAUUCCGUUUGAUGGAUCGUAAUCGCGACGGUUUGCUAAAUUUCCGAGAAUUAGUACAAGCUAUAGGGAUGACUGCGACAGCUGAUUUGACACAAAGAUUAAAAUUAUUGUAUACAUUGCAUUUACCACCACUUCUUACACCUGCCGACUUUGAAUCGCCAACACAUUCAGCAGAUGGAGCCGAAGUAGCAGCAGAAGCUACAGAUUUCUUUGAUAGUAUGGAGCAAAGUGUAGCUUCCUUGGAAAUGCCGAUUAGUGUAGCAGAAGAGCCGACUGUAGGUACACUAUCACGAUCUACGAGCUUGAACAGUCAGCAAGGUGAUCAGUCGUGGGAAGUUCAGAGUAUGGGUAGCUUGCGUUCGAUGAUAGCAUCAAAGGACAGUCCAUUAGAUCUUAAAACCGUGCCAAAAAUGUCGCAAGGACAUUUUAUAGCAUUAUGGAAAACUCUUUACGACAUGUUUCCUGCUCAACCCGAGGAACAGGAAACAUAUCAUUGUAUCGCUUCCAUAGGCACUCUUUUGCUUCAGUUAGGAGAUGUUGGCAAGAAAUUUUAUGUAGAGAGAGAAGAAUCUGAAGAUAGCUUACUUUUAGCUGCUUCUGCAGCUCAACAAGCUUCAACGAUCGAAAGGUCACCCGAUCGUAAUGGAAAUCCAUCGAGUAUAGCAUCAUCUGCUGAUCCCGAUUGGUCGAUAACCAUUGAACAGUUUUUAGCGUCAGCUUUGACUGGUCAGGCAAUAGUAGACUUCUUCAGUAAACGAACCGAUCUUAUGGAAGCUAUAACAACAUUGAAAAAUCGUAGAUUCAAUCGGGUUCAUUCUUUAUCAGACACACCAACUCUGAAUGGAUGACAUACGGUAAUGAAUGUAUAAAGAAUGAUAUAUCUAUUUCUACAUGCAUAGAUAGGUUGGCUUAGAUAAAUUGACGAAGGAGAAGACAGAAAAUUGCUUAAGAGAAAUGUAUAUAUUAUUACUAUCGAAAAACGCAAAUUUUUCGAUUUGAGAAGGUACACAUUUGCAUGGCAAUACGUGUAAUACACUAGUUAUAAGUUCAUUUAUUAUAAUACCACAAAGUCGCAUCAGGAUUUUUCUAAUCAUUAUUUUCUAAAUUUCUGUUGAUAUUUUUUUAUAAAUGAAAUGAUGUAUCAGAAUGAAUGAUAUAUCUUGAGUUAAAGUUGGCUUUAAUAAUAAUAGAUAUUUCCAAUAUAUUCUUUUAGAAGAUAUAUAGAUUCAAUCCUAAUUAUAUAUUCCAAUCUAUUAUAUUAAUAGUUGAAAGAAUAUAUACUUAUGCUUUUUUUAGUUGUAUUUUUUUAGUUGAUUUUCAAAAAUGUUGUAACGUGUAUGACAAGGCAUAUUUAUUAUUUAAUAUGUCGGCCUACCUUAUCAAUCGCUGUAAACAUAUAAUCAUACAACAGAAAAUCAUUCUAAACAGUGCAAUAGUAAAUACUCAGGGUAAAAAUCUGAAACUAAUUUUAUUGCUUUAAAAUUAAUAAUAAAUAAUAUGAAUUCCACAAAUAUCCAAUAUUUGACGCAAUAUAUGAGUAUUUCUAAGAACGGACAUCUAAGGAGAUGACAUUUUCCAUAGUUUGAAAAUAUCAAUUAUUUUUGUUAGAUAUGUCAAACAGUGGCAUAAUACAAUAUGUAGUAACAACAUAGUAUUGGUUCAAUAAUUAUUUACUUAGUCUUAUUAUUUUAUUCUCCCAUUUUAUAAUCAUUUAUAAUCAUUUGUUAAUCAUUGUUAAUCAGUUAAUCAUUGUUAAUCAGUAAAUACAAAUGUUAUAUAUUUCUCAAGUAUUAUUUUCUCAUUAUUAUAAGAGACAAUUGAAAAUGGAAUUGAAUUGAAAAAAUUAUAUAUUCACUUGGAAAUUUAAACAAAGUAUUACAGUUUCUAAUAGAAAUAAAAUUCAUCUGCCAUUGAUUUCGCAUAAAUCAUUGCCUACAUCAAUGCACGACAAAGAAUUAAUUCCAAAAAGCUAAAAUAAAUGCGAAAUACCCCAAAA